Molecule: messenger RNA, 1065 nt
Organism: Oldenlandia corymbosa var. corymbosa
Lineage: Eukaryota; Viridiplantae; Streptophyta; Magnoliopsida; Gentianales; Rubiaceae
Source: the annotation of a GenBank genome assembly
UCAAAUAUCUGGAUGAUGAGAAAAUGGAACGUUAUAUGGGUGCCCAAAGCAAGCACAAUUUGAGACAUUGUAGCUAAUAUUGUGCCACUAACUAACUGUGUCUAGAGAGGAUCAAAUGGAUACAUCAAAAGUGAUUGAUAUGAGAUUUAUAUUGCUUUGGUGUUGCAUCAUCAUGGAGGUGGUUCAUGGCCGCAAUAACGCUGUUGAUCUGAAUCCGAAAGCGGUGGAGAAAUGGUACGACAAGAUGGCUUCCGCAGAUGGUCGUAAGUUGACCAAACUUCAUCUUUACAGCCGAGAAAUAGCAUCCGGAGGAAACCCUACGGUCGUGCAGAUUGCACGCUGGGCCAACAACACCGAUACCGGGAUCAUCGCCUUUGGAAGGACCGUGGUAGUUGAUGACACGCUUGCAUCCGAAUCCUACAAGAUUAUCGGCCGAGUUCAGGGAAUCUACUCCUGGACAACGUCCACACCUCAAACAGCUGAAGAUGGACCGGCAUCGACUGGGGUUUUUAGUAUGGUUUUUACUCAAGGGGAAUACAAAGGCAGCACAAUUAGCCUCCUCUGUAAUGAUCCGAUUUUCCCCAAGUACCGGGAGUUACCGGUCGUCGGUGGUUCAGGGAUUUUCCGGUUAGCCCAAGGUUCCGUCAUCGAGGAAACCAUAAGUGGCGCCCCAAAUGGAGAUGCCCUUGUCAAGUUUACUGCCUUCAUAGUCCAUUAUUGAUUCAGUAUUAAUUCCUGAAUUUACCACUUUUUGUUAUGUUACAACCUACUCUUCACGGGUAACCUUAUCAUUCCAGAUUAGAGUCCAAAAAUUCCAAAAUGGCUAGCAAUGAGGGUUAUUUUUUGUCAACUUAUUCACUCCAACCUCCCUCGAAAGUUGCUUGGUCUUGUUACUCUUUACCAAAGAGGUUUUCCAUAUCUUAAGGUUAAUUAAAUAGUAUAGUCUUAUGUUAAUGUACUGUUAGGACUUCAAAAUCUCGGUUUUGCUUAAUUGCUUACUUGUUUUAACCCUUUUUCCAAGUAGUCUAGCAUCACUAGUUGUGAUCUUGAGGAAAUAUCAUGGAC